GUGCUGCUGUUCGGAUGGGGUGCUGCCGCUGAGCAAGUUCUCAAGGAAUUGUCCUCGAUCGGCACUGAGCAGGUGGGUGGAAGCUUACCUUCGUCGGCUGUCUUCUGCAUUUCACAGACAUCGCAAGCAAAAGACUGUGAUUUGCGGGACGUUUGCGCAGCUCUUGGCUUCAAAUGCGUACUUUCUGACAGUGAAGUCGAGAUCUUGGAAAUGGUACGCGGCUUUCGGCCAGACUUGAUUGUCUCUGCGUCUUACAGGAAAAAAUUGCCUGGUAGCGUGUUGAAUCUGUGCCCUGAUUGUAUCAACUUCCACCCCUCUCUACUGCCCAAGCAUCGGGGAUGUUGGUCAGGCUUCUGGUGCAUUUUUGAGGGCGACGCCGAGACAGGUGUCACGUGCCACCGCAUGGUGGAGGCGUUCGAUGCUGGACUCGUGCUGCACCAGGAACGUAUCGUGGUGGACGAGGUGGACACCGCCUUCUCUGUUUACCGGAAGCUAUUGCCGGUGACGGCACGGUGUGCGCGGCAGGUGUUCUUGCGGUAUUUCGGUUCCGAAGGUCUCCCUGCAGGCGAAGAGCAGAAAGGUGAAGGCUCCUACCACUACAGGAAACUCCCAUUCGAUGGCCUGAUCCAACCUGACUGGUCUGAUCAGCAGGUCGCGCGCUUCAUUCGGGCGAUGGAGUUCCCGCCGUUUGAUGGUGCAGCCGUGCUGGUGGACGGCAAACGAGUGCUGGUCGACUCCGUCGAGGCAUAUCGCGGCCUGAUGCGCGGCGGUGCAGCGCCCGAACCAGCUCCGCAAAGUUCGUGA
This is a messenger RNA of Symbiodinium necroappetens, 804 nucleotides long. NCBI's taxonomy places the organism in Eukaryota, Dinophyceae, Suessiales, Symbiodiniaceae. The record is from the annotation of a GenBank genome assembly.